Messenger RNA from Closterium sp. Yama58-4, 1550 nucleotides. Lineage: Eukaryota; Viridiplantae; Streptophyta; Zygnematophyceae; Desmidiales; Closteriaceae. The record is from the annotation of a GenBank genome assembly.
GCUCCAUGCAGGCCAUGGCUGCCCUCGCCAGCCGCUUCCUCUAUGGUCGCGGGGUGCCCAGUGACUGUGAGGCAGCACUCGCCUACUACCGCAGCACAGCAGCAGACCUGUCAGCAGCAGCAGUGGCAUCAGGCGACCAGCAGCUGCCCAGGGACCCUGUACGCUUAAGGGACUGGUUCCGCGACGGGGGGUUCCAACCUCAAGCAUUUGAUGAUGACCACGCGGAGCAGGUGGAGUUUGAACAGGACCUGGCAGAGCGGGGGGUGCCGGAAUCCCUUCGACUAAUGGGGUUCCGCCACCUCAUCGGCCAGGGCAUCCCUCGCAACCCCCAGGAGGCUCUUCGCCACUUCCGAUUGGCUGCUGCUGCUGGUGAUGACGUGGCAGCCUUCAACAUCGGCUAUAUGCACAUGACUGGGGCAGGCGGGGCGAUUCCGAAAAACUUCACCGCUGCCCGGAAAUACUUCCUUCAGGCGGCUUCGGGCAGAAACAAACUUGCAGCUGCUCAGAAUGGGUUGGGGGUCCUACAUCAAAACGGAUGGGGGGUAAAGCAAGACUUGAACCUCGCACGUGAAUUUUUCUUGAAAGCCGCAGAGAGAAACGACUCGGACGCACUUUCGAACUUAGGGUAUAUUCACUUUGACGGGUUGGGCGUGCCUGCGAAUGCGACCACAGCCGUGGGUUAUUUCGAGAGGGCCAUGGAUGCAGGGCAGUGGAGUGCUCCCUAUACUCUGGCUAGGAUUCUAGAUGGGUCACUGGUUUCCGCUUCUGCCGCUUUCUCUGCUGCUUUCUCUGGUGCGGUCGGUGCUGCUGCUGCUGCUGAUUUCACUGCUGCGACCGUUCCCCGGAACUGUUCCCGCGCGGCGAAGCUGUACGGCAUUUUUGUCUCGGAGCGCAUCGGGUGGGCGGCGGAGCUGAAGGAGGCUGCGGCAGCGUACGAGGAUGGGGACUGGUGGAGCGGUUUGGUGCGGUACGGAAUGGUGGCGGAGGAGGGGAGCAAAGUGGCAGCAGAGAACGCUGCACAAAUGCUGAUGCGCGCACAGGGGUACUCAGCCUCCGAUCGCUACGCCCUAGCGUUAGACCAUGUGAUGAGGGCGGUGCACAUCGGGUCGGCACCAGCCAUGGUGGAUGCGGCUCUGCUCAUGCUCAUCCACCACCUGCCCUCACUGCUGCCGCUCCCACCCAUCCAUCAAAAUCAGUCCAUUGAUCCACACCCACCCACUCCACAACUCACAACAGUUGAUCCCCACAAUCCUGCACAGCCACUCCCAGCCGUUGAUCCACACCUUUCCUCCCAGUCAAUUCCUGCCGUAGAUCAGAACUCAACAAUGGCACAGACCGGAGCAGCAGAGGGAGCAGCAGCAGCAGCAGCAGCAGCAGCAGCAGCAGCAGCAGCAGCAGCAGCAGCAGCAGCAGCAGCAGCAGCAGCAGCAGCAGCAGCAGCAGCAGCAGCAGCAGCAGCAGCAGCAGCAGCAGCAGCGGCGGCGGCGGCAGCAGCGACAACAGCAAGGGCAGCAGGGCGUGGCAGGAGUUGGGGGAGUGGGACACAGUAG